AUGUCAGCUUACCACUUGGGCCUUAUCGAGGCCUCAACAUUCUUCUCCCUCUUUAUCUCAUAUGUUGAAAUCAGCAUCAACGGUGUGCCGAUUCCCCAUCUAACCAUGCGUGUCGGUCCAACUGGUUUCGCUUUCUUUACUCUGCCUCCGUCAUCAGUUCCGCUCCACGAUGCUAAAGCCUAUCUCCAGGUAGCUAGCAGCUAG
Protopolystoma xenopodis is the source of this 204-nucleotide messenger RNA. NCBI's taxonomy places the organism in Eukaryota, Metazoa, Platyhelminthes, Monogenea, Polystomatidea, Polystomatidae. The record is from the annotation of a GenBank genome assembly.